UUCAGAAGCUUUUUACUCUUCCAUUAAUGAUUUAGCAUUUUCGUUUGAUGUCAUAUGCGUAGAGGAAAGUGCAAAAUGAAAGGAAAGAAAUGAGGCAAUACCUCUGGACAAGAACUCAGGGAGUCCGUCGGCUGUCUGAUAACUGCAUUUAUUUUUUAUUUGACGACCAUAUAUAUUAUUUGGGUUAAGCUCAUUGUGUUAGUGUUGGUCUCUGUCAUGAUUGCAGGUUGGUAAACAGGUUUACCAAUUUUCUUUUGUUCCGUUAUUUCCGUGGAUUUUAAUAGGGUCAAAAGACCACCUGCUGUUAGAACAAUGAUAAAGAAACGAGACUGUUCACCCUUCGCUGAGCGCCUUCAUGACAGGCUGUAGAAGAAAACGAGCGUUAAUUAAAUAAAAACAAGUCGUAGUCGGUAUUUCUCUCAUUCAUCAUGAUAGAUCUAAAAAGAAACUUCGACAUUUAUAAGCACUAUAGAAUACUUUGACCCACGUACCAGAAAAGGGUGAUUACGAGAAAGUGUAGUCUUAAUAUUUUCCAUACAUAUCCCCUAGGCCUGUUGUCAAGCUGUGAAUUCUCUUUAGUAGAACCCAUGUAUACAUAUGAUAGAGUGGCUUUCAGAACUGUAUGGGUUUCUAUAGAUAUGGUCACGAUUAACCUUACAACAUUUUUUCAUGAGAUUCUACUCACCCAGAUGACUACAAGUUCACUUUACAAAACUAAUGGGCAGAUUAUUCCACAUUUGAGGAAUAAUCUCCCUUUUAAUGCUGAUCUGAAGUUACAAUCGGACAUUAUCCGCUCGGGCAGACUCAGUAGUUGUAGAAUUGCAACCUCGUUUCCAGGCGCUAGAACUCUCUUUGGAGGAAGACCUGGCCUGGGAACAAGAUUGCUGAGGUCAAGAAAUAUAUAAUCAUCGAUAACUAAUACGUCUGAAUUUGACGCUAAUAAAAAUUCCGGGCAGGCCAAGGUUUAGUCCCGCUAAAACGAGCGAGGCCUUUUCUUGGCUGUCAUUUAGCCUGCGAACAGGCUCACCUUUGAGUCACACGCGCGAGCGGAGAAUAUCGAAGCGAUCCGGCGGGGUGGAGACUGGUGAGGAGGCCCAUCAAGAAAGUGACUUUCCCUUCUCGUGCCUUCGCCGCUCAAUUCCGUGCUCUACGCCACUUGCGCUUGUGCUCCAACGUGAGCCUGCUCGCAGGCUAGCUCUCAUUCAAAUGUUCUACCAUCAUACUGAAUUUUCAGGAGGUGAUCAUGAAACACGAUAUAACAGAGCCUACGAGGAAUGGCCGUCAAGUGUUAGGCAGUUCCUUGUUGAAAGAAGACUUGACGAAUGGAAGCUGCAGCUCUUUAUAGUGAUUCUUCUGACUCAGAGGAAAUAACUUUGGACAAGGAAAGCGUAAACAGGUUAGCAAGUGCAAUCACGGAUACUGAAGAUACAAGCGAUGGAAGCGACGAAGAUAACCGAUUUACCAGGCUGGAGAGCACGAAGAAAAGAGAGUCUUCGCCUGAGAAACAUCGAAAAGACAAUGAAGUCGUCCAUGGAAUACCCAUGGGAGAUCCCAAGGAAGAUUCCCAUUCCAUUCAAAGUGAUACACAGCUUACCCGUGAGGUGCCCACUGGUGGAGCAACUACGGCUACUACUAGCCCUCGAGCCCACACCCCAGAGGAGGAAACUGAAUUGUUUUCAACGGAUUACGUUGACAAGUUGGUGGCCUCGUUCUGGACCAAGGUCGAUCAAAAGAUCGAGCAAGCUGUGUCGCAUUAUCAAGCAAGCCCGCAGGCCGGUCAGCAGAGCAACACGCACGACAAUGCGCACUCACAGGAAGCCGAGAGAGAAGACGAAAACAAUGGUGAAAAGUGUUCCCUUACAGAGUACCCUGGUGGUAUUUGUGUCUUCAUCGUUUUUAUAUUCCAGUUUAUAGGCAGGAUUUGCGUCCUUUGCAAAGAGAAAAUAAAGAGCAAGGGAAAGGAGUGGUUCACGAAUGAAAAGCUUAGGACCAUUAUUACCCACCGUCACGCCAACUUUACCGUUGUCAUGGUAUCACUGGUGGACUGUUUCCUGGUGGUCGCUAAUAUUUUUGCAGAUUUUGAUGUGAUUGACGAUAAAGGGAUUGAGUUCGUUUUUACGAGUUUUCUUUACAUCAAUUUGGUCAUCAUGUUCUUGUUUGUCCUCGAGUGUUUUCUAAGAAUAGUUGUUCUUCGAAAAGAUUUGUUCCAGGAGAAGAUGGAGAUAUUUGACGUAGCCUUGGUAUAUUUCUAUUUUCUGGUAGAGUUAAUUUCAAGCAAUGGUUUCAGUGAAAUUAAUAAGCCGUAUCCAAGAUAUUUACAUAUGAUUGUUAUUCUUCGAUGCUGGCGUGUACUGCUUGUUUUGCAACAGCUUGAGCAAGAAAAAGAGGCAGAGAUAAGCGCCAUGGAAAGUCAACCACCGAGAUGACAACAAGGCCUGCAAGCACAAAUUUUCGAGGGUCAUUCCAAUAGAAUGUCACAUCACGACAUUGCGAAAUGCGCUCUCAACGACAAAAUCACCAUUUGCUUUUGCUUUUCCGAAAUCUAGGCAAGUAAAAGAGAAACGAAAUGGCACAUUAACACAGAAAGUGCAGAAGAUAUUAUCGGCUUGUAAAGACAAUGAAACAACUCGCCUAGUUUUCGAUUUUUAGACACUGCUUCAUCAAAUGGGAUACAUUUGAAGGAGACACAAAACAGUAAUUUAUACUCAUAGUAUAGCAAUUUAAUUCGAGACCUUUAUAAAUUAAAGAAGACUAACUUUCCUAGAUUCGCUGUUGUUCCACAAAAACUCUGUCACGAACUGCCGUUGUGAUGCAUGCAUAAUGGGAUCUGGAUGGAAAACGCAUAUAUAUAGUACAUAACUACUCGUGUUAACAUCAUAGUGGUGUGCUACCGGUAUUUUAAAAGCCCCGAAAAGAGUCCCAUUUUUUUCAAAAGGUUCUUAUGUAUAUAAUAUCUAGUCGAGGAAAUGAAGUAGAGAAAUUAGUUCGAGAACUUUCAUAAAACCGGCAUUGCUUACAAUGUAACCUGCGAACAUUUUUUUCUAUUUUGAGUAGUAUAUAUAUCGAUUCGUGAAGUUUAUAUUUUGCAUAAUAUACGAUGUAUACAUGAAGAUGCGAUAAGUUUUCAUUUAAGCUGCAAUAACGAUAACAGUUUGUUUUCUACGCAAAAUAAAUCUCGUUACAUUAUAUAACGAAAUGUGUUGAACUGUACCUGAACCUCUUAGUGACUCUCAGACUUAAUAAAAUCUCUCCAUAGCAGUUGUUUGCAAUCCGUGUCGACAUUCUCCAUCCCAAACUAUCCUUGUUAUUUUACGGUUAAUUAUUAUCUUCUUGGGGUUUUUCUAUCUUAGUAAACUACUAUUUUCAGGUUUCCUUCAAUGCAAAGGUGAUUUUGUACGUGGGGAAGAUACCGUGACUGAAAUCCGUUUUAAAAGUACAAUAAGUAGUUGUCGUCCAAGUCUUUGCGAUCAGCAAGAGUUAAUUAAUGCGACUAGUUGUCAUGGUUCGAUUACAGGAUUCUUUGUCAACGUGCUACACUGAUUAACUCUGGUGGUUGAUAGUGAGUGUCCGAUCCUUUGCCACUUGAAGCUACCUUAAUUUUCAGGUCAGUCUCGCCGGUAAUGCAGAUUCCGCUCACAGAACUGACUCCUCGUGAAACGGACAAACAAGCAAGCUUAAGUGGUCUUGAUGGCUUUUACCUACAAUGGUGGACAAAACUCCUUGGGACACUUAUGUAAUGCAACGAAUUAUCUGUGUUUUACAACUGAAGUUUGAAAAAGCACUGCUAUCCUUUUAAAAACGCGUUUCUGUUACUCCCUCUCCAUUCAAUACAAUGUUAUAAAGCUCAGCAGAAAUCGCAGGUACUACUUUUCAACAUUGUUUGUGGGGUGGGUGGGGGAGAGGCCACGAGGCAGCUGAAGCUGUAUUCGCGUGACUGUUUCUCUCGGGUGUCUGCAAAAGAGCCAAAAGUGCAAAUUGGACUUUUGUCCAUGAUUGUAGUUUAUGCAUGGUUAAGUAAUCAUUUUCAAACUAUUUAAAAAUUUAAUGCCAGGAUCGAGAGGAGUGAAACGACUUGUCGCGAUUUGUUUCAAAGAAGCGUUCUUGGCUAAAUAAAUUCUAAUGGCUAUUUUGAUAUCAAAUUUUCAUUUUCAAACAAUUAAAACUUAAUGCAAGGAAGUGAGAGAUGAUACGAUUUGUUGCACAAUGCUUCAUAACAGUGUUCUUGGCUGAAGAAAUUCUAAUGGCCAUUUGAAUGCCAUGCCCUGCACUCCUUUGAGCUUUCCUUGAGCCCUUGUUUGGGCUUAUAACACCAGCACACAUUGGCUGGUUCUGAUUCGGUUUUCGCCGGUAUAGGCGAGAUUCUUCUGUUUCUUUUUAUGAAUAUAUAUUUUUUUCAAGUUAAGUUCCCCUUGAGAGGCUGUACAAGACAAUUAUUCUCCCAUGUGACACGAAAAUUGACCCCCUUGAGUGUAUAACAAUGGCGCACUGGUCGGUCCUUAUCAGGUUUCCGUUUAAACGAGGUUGGUCUGUCUUGAUGCAAUCGAAGUGAUUUUGUUUUUAAAUCACGUUCACCCUGAAUGGCUGCAUAACUUACUUUUUUUCCUUUGUGACACCAAAGUAGACCACAGGAAAUAUUGAUUGGCCCCGAUUCGGUUUCCUUGCAAACUAGGAGUUAAUUUGUCUAGGUCUUCAUGGAGUUAUUAUUAUUAUUUUUAAUCCCUAAAUGGCUGCAAAAGUCCCUUUUUUUCCUGUGCGACACCAAAAUAAAACUCCUGUACUGUAGUGGCGUACUUUGGAGUGCCUAAAAUUAGUAAUAGUCUUAUUCUAAAACAGAUACUUUAAACGAACAGUGUCAUCUGUUAACAGCAUGCGAUGAUUUCGUUGA
Messenger RNA from Orbicella faveolata, 4885 nucleotides. RefSeq lists its product as uncharacterized. Gene Ontology annotation, molecular function: voltage-gated proton channel activity. Gene Ontology annotation, biological process: proton transmembrane transport. The record is from RefSeq and is a predicted model, not a curated record. Gene Ontology annotation, cellular component: plasma membrane. Lineage: Eukaryota; Metazoa; Cnidaria; Anthozoa; Scleractinia; Merulinidae.